CCUUUUCCUAUUCAAUUUCACUCCCUGCGCCGUGAACUGUGAAGCAUUCCCUUCAGAUUCCGACCUCAACUCUACGCUCAGAUUGAUGGCUCGUGGGAAGGCGAAGGUUGAUGCCGGGAUGAGCUCUGUCACCGGAGAUCCCCUCGCGCGCAAGAACGCUGGCCCGACAAAAUUUAAGGUUUAUUCGGAGAGGGGGAAGCUCAAGACUGAUGCUGCAGCAGACAGCUUACGAAAAUCUGUAGCGGCUACUAAAGGCACAACUCAGCCUGGGCUGACAAUUGGCCCCAAGAACAUGGAGAAGAUCAAAGGCUUGCGUGAUAGUUCCGUUUUCCAUCGUUCAGUUAAGACAAAUGUGAGAAGGAAAGCUCUGGCAGAUGUUAGCAAUAUUCGUAAAAUUGGUUCAAGUGGAGUAGCCUGUGAUGGGUCCAAACCAAUGAAGUACAAAAGCGACAGAAUCACAUCUAUAAAGCGGGAAUCGAUAGAUCCAGGUGUCAGAACUGCUAGUGCUUUGCCCAGAAAAUCUAUUACGGCACAAGCACAGGGAAGACUAAGUCAGGGUACUGGGGAACCAUGUCCAUUGAAGAGAGACAUGAAGGAGUUGGUUGCUUCUUCUAAUGCUCAAAGCACUAAGACCAAGGAAACAUGUGGCGGUUCCACAUUUACUGAUAAUAGGAGAAGUCGAAUCAACUCUCUGGCAUUGCCAAGGAAGAUUUUACCAGUUUUAAGGAGAAAUAAUCAGGAAAAUUCUGACAGUUCAGAUAAGGGGAAGGGAAAAACUGCCAUUGCCAUAAAAGCUAAGAGCGGUAAGAAGAUGCUGCCCCAACUAAGCAACACUGGAAGCCAUAUUGCGAAGAAUAGACCAAGUGAUGGGCAUAUUAUGACGGUCCCGAAGGGUCAAAGGAAUAUCGCUACCCAUGCAUCCUCUGGAAUACCUACCACAAGAACUGGAAACAUUGCAAGAGUGGUUCCAAAUAUCCAAACAACUAUAAAGACCAAGCAUCUACCAGCUGCUGACAAAUCAUCCUCAGUCCCUGCAGUCUCAUCAGGAACUGAUAAACCAGAGACAAAUCCUGUUCCUGAAGAUAUCGCAUCAACUGUAUCACAAGAGAACAAAAGGCAAGAAAUUCCAUCUGGGGAGACCAGCCUUUUAGAAGAAAACAAAGAGAAAGCUAUUGUCAAAGGAAAAGCAGGGCGCAGGCGAUCUUACACAUCUCUGCUAAUGGCUAGAUCAAAGUUCCUUGGAGAACAUGGUGAGGUCGUGAAGCAGGAAAAUGUACCAAAUAUAGAUGAUGGUAGCAAUCAAUUGGAAGUCGCUGAAUAUGUUGAUGAAAUUUAUGAGUAUUACUGGAUUACAGAGGCACAGUUUUCCUCUUUGGCCAAUUACAUGUCAAUUCAGGGCGAUGUCACGUCUCCUAUGCGAGGCAUAUUGAUAAAUUGGCUCAUUGAGGUGCAUCUUAAAUUCGAUUUGAUGCAUGAGACACUCUAUCUCAUGGUCACACUGCUAGACCGAUAUCUAUCUCAAGUGCCAAUCCAGAAGAAUGAGAUGCAGUUGGUUGGUCUUGCUGCACUCCUGUUGGCAUCCAAAUACGAGGACUUCUGGCAUCCGAGGAUUAAGGAUCUGAUCAGUGUCUCAGCCGAGUCCUACACAAGAGAACAAAUGUUACGAAUGGAAAGUUCUAUCUUAAAGAAGUUGAAGUUUCGCCUAAACAUCCCCACUCCUUAUGUUUUCAUGUUAAGGUUCCUCAAAGCUGCUCAGUCGGACAAAGUGCUCGAACAUCUGGCUUUUUACCUCAUCGAGCUCAGUUUGGUUGAGUAUGAAGCUCUAGAGUUCAGAUCUUCACUGCUGUGUGCAUCGGCAAUCUAUGUCGCGAGGCUCACCCUGCAAAUUUCUCCCACUUGGACUCCACUUCUCAUGAAACACGCAAGAUAUGAAGUUCCACACAUGAGGGAAUGUGCAGAAAUGAUUCUGAGGUUCCACAAAGCAGCUCGAAAGGGACAGCUGAAGGUCACAUAUGAGAAGUACGCCGGGCCCGAUUUGAGCGGUGUUGCAAUGAUUAGGCCCUUGGAGAAACUUCCAGCUUGAUUCUACAUGCUUUCGUUCAUUCUGUCCUCUGUAAAUAUAUCCAGAGCUCUUACAUCUAGCUCUGCUGCAAGAGGAGUCCUUCUGAUUACACACUGUUUCCAUCGAACUUUUCAGUUCUGCCAUCCGAUCCACAAUCCACAGAUUCGAGUUUUUACAGAACUGAACAUCUGCAUGGUUGCAUGCUGUUUUGUAAUUCGUGCAACCUGAUGAUCAACAAAUGUUGAAUUGGUUGUCUGUGUGAUACAGAUAUUUCCAUAUUUGGAGUGUACUGUGCCUAGGGGUCAUUGCCAUGCUGAUUGUUGUAAUACACUUAAAUGUAGCAAUGCAAAGAGUUGUCUUUCGUGAUU
Punica granatum (pomegranate) is the source of this 2430-nucleotide messenger RNA. The record is from RefSeq and is a predicted model, not a curated record. Lineage: Eukaryota; Viridiplantae; Streptophyta; Magnoliopsida; Myrtales; Lythraceae.